Molecule: messenger RNA, 1341 nt
Organism: Vicia villosa (hairy vetch)
Lineage: Eukaryota; Viridiplantae; Streptophyta; Magnoliopsida; Fabales; Fabaceae
Product: general transcription and DNA repair factor IIH helicase subunit XPD-like
Exons: 5
Coding region: 1-1341 (446 amino acids)
Biological process (GO): transcription by RNA polymerase II; nucleotide-excision repair; positive regulation of mitotic recombination
Cellular component (GO): nucleus
Molecular function (GO): ATP binding; damaged DNA binding; DNA helicase activity
Source: RefSeq, a predicted model, not a curated record
AUGGAGUUUUCUUUAGAUGGUUUGAAAAUCUACUUUCCAUACUCUAGUGUCUAUCAAGAACAACUUAAUUUCAUGAAAGAAAUUAAGUUGGCACUGGACACUGGUGAUCACACUAUUGUUUCAACUUACAAAGAUAAAUGCAAAGGUUCCACGGUUGCUAUGCUAUCUCUGCUAGUCAGUUACGCUGGUUCUAAGUUUGGUGAAUCCAAACAGAUACUCUAUUGCACUAAAGAUUCUGAAAGGAGUGACAAGAUUAUGAAGACGCUCAAAUUCGUCUACGAUCAUCGGUGCACUGUAUUAGGUGGUGACAGUCCAAGCAUCCUUGCGGUCGAGUUUUCCUCCCGCAAGGAAUUCUGUAUUAAUUCUGAUGUGAUUGAAGAAUCUAAACAAUAUGACGAGGAUGCUGAAAAAGACGAGGACAAGUUGGUAGCAGGAUGUAGGGAACAUACUGCAAGCUGGAUUAGAGAAGUGGAUAUAGAGGAUGUUUGCUCAUUUUUUGAUAAAGCUGAAGGUGUUGUGUUGUCUCCUGGUAUUUACGACAUUAAGGAUCUUGUUGAUACUGGAAAUAAACAUGGCUGGUGUCCUUAUUUUGCUACAAAGCAAGCAUUACAAACUGCCAAUGUUAUUGUAUUUGGAUAUGAAAAUGUUCUGGUUCCUAAGAUAGCUGGAGUUGUAUGUAAGGAGCUGAAGAUGAAUUCCAAUUCAAUUGUAAUUUUCGACAAUGCUGAUGAUGUUGCUAAGCUGUGCAGGGAGGCACUAUCGGUAGUCAUAUCUCUGGAUACAGUUAUACACGCAGAGCGAAAUAUAGAAAAAUUAACUAAGGAGUUGGAGAGUGCCAACAAAGACCGGCUACGUAUGGAAAACAAAAGGCUGAUGAAUGGUGUGAAACAUGAAAUCCCUCUCACUGAUAUCUGGCUAGCUAAUCCAGCUUUACCAGAGCACUUAAUAGGACAACCGAUGCCCAACGAAAUCUGUGUCGCUGAAAACUUCCUCCAGCAUUUAAACCAUCUGUUCUUUGAUGAACGACUUAGCUCGCUUCUCAGAACUUUAAAAAUUGACAACACUGAUACAUUCCUCUCCAUACAAAAAGUAUGCCAUUUUGCCACACUAUGGGGAACCUAUUUGGACUACUAUAAUGAAUUUAGAGUUGAAACUGGACCUUGCUCUUCCAUUCAUGAUGAUUAUCCAUCUAAUGAAAAUAUUGUGAAGCUAGCUUGCAUAGACAAUUCCCUCGUCUUUAAAUCGGUUUUAGGCAAAUUUAGCUCUGUGUGUAUCACCCUCAAAGAAGGACCUGCAAAUUCCUUCAUUACCAAGAUGAAACUUGAGGCUCUCUUUAAGUAG